Molecule: messenger RNA, 561 nt
Organism: Adineta ricciae
Lineage: Eukaryota; Metazoa; Rotifera; Eurotatoria; Adinetida; Adinetidae
Source: the annotation of a GenBank genome assembly
AUGGAUCAUCUGUGCUGCAUGAGGGUUAUACCAUCUGCUCUUAAGAGGGCUAUCAACCCUUUAAACGUUUCUGAUAUUCUGCUUGUCGACCAUCUAUACCCGCGAAGCGUAUUUGAAAUUCCAUUUGUCGAUGAUCUAUACCCACCAGGGGUAUUUGAAAUUCCACUUGCCGAUGACCGGUACCCACAAGGAGUAUUGGAAGUUCCAUUUGUCGAUCAUCUGUACCCACCAGGGGUAUUUGAAAUUGCACUUGCCGAUGAUCAAUACCCACAAGGAGUAUUUAAAGUUCCAUUUGUCGAUCAUCUAUACCCACCAGGGGUAUUUGAAAUUCCACUUGCCGAUCAUCUAUAUCCGCCAGGGGUAUUUGAAGUUCCAUUUGUCGAUCAUCUAUACCCACCAGGGGUAUUUGAAAUUGCUCUUGCCGAUGAUCAAUACCCACAAGGGGUAUUUGAAGUUCCAUUUGUCGAUCAUAUAUACCCGCCAGGAGUAUUGGAAGUUCCACUUGCCGAUGAUCUAUACCCACCAGGGGUAUUUGAAGUUUCAUUUGAUGAACUGCUAUAA